Branchiostoma belcheri (Belcher's lancelet) is the source of this 868-nucleotide messenger RNA. RefSeq names its product protein phosphatase 1B-like. Gene Ontology annotation, biological process: positive regulation of canonical NF-kappaB signal transduction; negative regulation of canonical NF-kappaB signal transduction; positive regulation of canonical Wnt signaling pathway. Gene Ontology annotation, molecular function: protein serine/threonine phosphatase activity; cation binding. The transcript is spliced from 3 exons. NCBI's taxonomy places the organism in Eukaryota, Metazoa, Chordata, Leptocardii, Amphioxiformes, Branchiostomatidae. The record is from RefSeq and is a predicted model, not a curated record. Gene Ontology annotation, cellular component: cytosol; nucleus. The coding region runs from base 206 to 859 and encodes 217 amino acids.
CUCUGCACAUGCGCACAGCAAAAGUUGGCGCCAUUUUGUUCUCCCAGCUACUGGCGAGAAAAACGUUUCUUACGGGCGAGAAGAAUGUAGUCAUAUUUUCCGCGCUUUAGAACCCAUAAUUCAGUGACAGACCGCGCUGAUGACACAGAGGAGGGUUUGCAGACUCAUUCUUUAAGGGAAGCUGGAAUGGUGAGCUGGCACGAGGAUGGGGGCAUUUCUGGACAAGCCAAAGACGGAGAAAGUGAACGAGCACGGUUCUGGGAACGGGCUGAGGUUCGGGCUGAGCUGCAUGCAGGGCUGGCGGGUGGAGAUGGAGGACUCGCACACGUCGGUGCUGGGCCUGCCGCACGGCCUCAAGGACUGGUCCUUCUUCGCCGUGUACGACGGCCACGCCGGCGCCAACGUGUCCAUGUACUGCUCGGAGAACCUGCUGGACUCCAGCGUGUUAUCCAGGAAUGGGAAGUGUGAGUUCUUCACCAAAGAUCACAAGCCAUUCCACCCCAUGGAGAGAGAGCGCAUCCAGAACGCGGGCGGCAGUGUUAUGAUCCAGAGAGUGAACGGCUCGCUGGCGGUUUCCCGGGCGCUAGGUGAUUUUGAGUACAAGUGUGUGGACGGGCUAGGUCCGUGCGAGCAGCUGGUCUCCCCAGAGCCGGAGAUCACGGUACAGGAGAGGACCGAUAACGAUGAGUUUGUCGUGCUGGCGUGCGACGGGAUCUGGGACGUGAUGAGCAAUGACGAGGUGUGCGACUUCGUGCGCUCGCGGAUGCAGCUGACAGACAACCUGGAGAGCAUCGCCAACCAAGUCGUGGACACCUGCCUCUACAAGGUGAGUACAGGUACAGAUGUACCUGUAGUGUAGUACUAUCUA